Molecule: messenger RNA, 5070 nt
Organism: [Torrubiella] hemipterigena
Lineage: Eukaryota; Fungi; Ascomycota; Sordariomycetes; Hypocreales; Clavicipitaceae
Source: the annotation of a GenBank genome assembly
CGGGCGUUUAUCCUUACUUGAGGGGCGAUUUCAAGCCACUGUUAGACAAAGUCGCCGAUGAUGUACAGCGGCGUUGAUUGGCGCCGCUGACAGGAACCCGUCCACGUCAUUUGGUCGUGUGCACUCAGCCCGCUGAAUAGCCGGUGACUUUUCACAACGUCCAACCAUCGCGUACUGCAGCAAAGCACCCAUCAUUCUCCGACGACAUGAGAUAAUAACACCACUUUGAGAUAGAUUUCGUAUUCAGCAGUUGCUUAGCAGCGCUCUGGUUCCCUCAAUCAACCCGCCCGACCACAGGCCUCGGUCCUGCACGCCUUCGUCAUUUGCCUAUCAGCCUCACCAGGUUGAUGCCGGGCCUGCCCUAACGACCAUGUCGCCAGAAGAAAUCGAUGGUGAUGGGGCCGUAGACUCUCAGGGCCUUGAGCCGCUUGCCUGCGUGUCCUGCCGCUCGCGCAAGCUCAAGUGCGAUCGCACAAAACCAGCAUGUGCGCGAUGCACCAAAGUCAGUGCUGAGUGUGUAUAUCCCGAGUCACGGCGCAAGCCGACCUUUAAACGUCGCAAUGUCAAGGAACUGGAAGAGCGAUUGGCACAAGUCGAGGGUUACUUGAAAGAUAUCACAAAGGGAAAGCCGGUUGAGAUAUCGGACGAUACCAGCCCCGAAACAGAUGGCGGCGGUGCCAUGGACGACUUGACAUUCAACGCUGCUCCUACAACUCCGUCUCAGUCAGUGCCCAAUGUCCAGGCCAACGUCACCUUUGAUGACUUUGGCACCACGAGUCAAGAGCUCGUGGGCUUGAACAUGACAGAGGCACUGCCCCCCUUUGCAUUAAUGGAGGAACUAAACCGCAUCUUCUUCGCCGCACAGUACAGCCAUAUUCCCAUCAUCCACGAAGGACGAUACUAUGAGGCCUUCUACGGUAGCCCCUUGCGCAAACCUCCCAUGGCUCUACAAUACUGUAUAUGGGCCAUGGCGACACUGGAUAACAGUAAACAUGCGCACUAUGGCGAUAUAUUUUACAAGCGUGCGAGGCAGUAUCUGGAGGCAGAUGAGAUGAAGGGUCAAGGAGAACACUUUAUUACGCUUGCGCACGCGCAGGCUUGGGCUCUUAUGGUGACGUAUGAAGCUCGUCGAAUGCUCUUCACACGCGCCUGUGUCAGCUGCGGCCGCGCCGUCCGCCUCGCACAAAUGAUGGGAUUGGACAGACUCGACGGCGGUACGGCCGAUCUUCCACCAGCUCUGGGUCCGACAACAUCCUGGGUCGAGCGAGAAGAGCGGCGAAGGACAUUUUGGGGUAUAUUUUCAGUCGAUUCCCACGCAAGCAUAUCAACUGGCUGGCCCAACCUGAUGAAUACUAACGAUAUUAUGACACGCCUUCCAAGCUCAGAAGCAGCGUUUGCUUCUGGUCAAGAAGAAACCACAUCUUUCCUUCACGAAGUAUUCAAGGGUGCCCCGUACUCGAGCUUCGCAGGAACCAUUGUCACUUGCGAAUGCUUCAAGGCCAUUCUGCGACACGUCCACCGGCCCAAGCCCAACGACAACCCGCAGGAUAUCAUGGAGGGCGAGUUUUGGAAGCGCCAUCGCGAGAUUGACAACGACCUGUCAAGUAUCUUCAUGUUUCUACCGGACAGCUUUCGUCUGCCACAGAGCCGUGGCGAUGCACCCGCCAUCUAUGCCAACCUAAACCUCCACGCCGCCGUCAUCUGUCUACACCACGCAGCUCUCGAUAAGGCUGACGAAUUUAACCUCGGUGAGACUAUCCGCAGCGCCAGUAUCGCGCGACUGCGGUCUUCAGCCGAUGAAAUUGUCAACAUUGUAAAAAUGACGUCUCACAAUGUUCACCUCUACAGAUCACCGCUAUGUUCACUAGCACUAUACUGCGCAUCUACGGUAUACAUCUACAUUGCAAAGAUGACCCCAACCAAGGUUGUAAAUCCCGUCGACUCAGCCAAUCUGGAAAUCAUCAUACGCGGCAUGGAAGCCAUCAGCCGUAACCAUAGAAUUACACAGGCCUUUCUACAGCAGACCUGUAUCGAUAUUCAAGGCAAUGGCCUUGGUACUACGGUGCACAUUGCUACACUGAAAAAGUAUGGGCAGCACCUGGGCCAGUUCUCAGCCAACAUCCCGCUUGUCGCGCGCAGCCAUAUCUCCAAACACAGCACAGUCAGCCCUGUGCUGCCUGGUAAGCUACCACUGGGGAAUCCGAUUGGAACUGCGUUCCCGGCAGAACCGGCGUACAGCAACCAGCGGCUGCCACUCAUGUCUGGAUGCUCCGCGACCACCCCAACAAACCCCAUCGAUGUCGACUUUUACCAGCCCAUGAUGGGCGCAGUCAACCGAAACAUGAGCGCGCCUGAUGAACCAUCACACAAACGCAAGCGGCGAAACGAGUCGUCAACAGCAACGGCAACAGCAGGCUGGACACCGGUAUCCGAGGCUCUCAAGGCCGACUUUUUCAGCAACGGCUGGACCAUGGACAGCACGACGGAGACGUUUGCAUCGGGAAUCACGCCGUCCAAUAAUCCCAUUAUACUUCCCGAUCGAUCGACGCCAUCGAGUGUAUCGUCACCGGCACACAGACAGCCUCCCGCGGUAGCAGAGCUCUCGAGUAGCAGCGACGCAUCUGGCCACACGCCUACCGGGCUGGGUAACACGGCAGAGGAAAACAGAAUUGACUUUUCGGCGUUCCAGGAUAAGAUUAGUGGCCCGCUGUGGCCACUAGAAGACGGCGUUUUGAACCCGUUGGUAGAAGGGGGCGGCGACCCAUGGGCGUUUCUCACUGGCGAGAGUGGCUGGAACAACAAUGCAUAGGCGUUUAUGACAAUUGUAUUAUAUAUAUUGUAUUUAUGUAUAUGGAAGCUGGAAUAAUACACAUUCACAACUCUGAUAUCUCAUGUCACUGAUAGUUUCUUCACUAAAAAACGAAGACAGGUGCAUGCACACAGGUUCACAACAUACGUACGCCACUGAAAUACCAAGAAAGAAGAAAAGCAGUUUUCAUCUAAAAGUUUGUCCGUAUCUUCAUAUCUCGUAAGCAGAAAAAAAGUAAAGCCACCCGCAGAAAGCAAUUGAAAUAACCGAUUCGCUGGCUACCCCCUCCCAAAAAUAGAACGCCGUAAUGAAUAACAAAAGAUACACCCAUAUGCCCUAAAUACACCCGCAGCCACAGCCACACGUGCCUUACAAUGCAAUGUAUACAGCGGCUGCCAGAGCACCCAUCAUCAAGCCCAUCCGCUUCUCUACGACAGCAGCGCCGCUAUCUGCCGACGGCACCCCCGACUUUGCACUAACUGCCGUGGCAGCCGUUGUGACAGAAGCCGAGGCCGAUCCAAUCUCGACGACAUCCGAGGUCGAGGACCCCGUGGUAGCGCCGACCUUGCUCUGGGCCAGCGAGAUCUGGUUCUUAUCGAGAUCGUACACGACGUACGCGCUGCGGAGGAACGUGUCGCCGAGAAUCAUGGUGUUUUCGCCGGCAGGCGAGAUGCCCAGAAUACACGCGGCCUCGUUGUUGGUGAACGUGAGCUCGCGGCCGCGCGAGUUUGUCGCAUUGAUGACCAUUUCCGAGAUGGGCACGGUGAUGCGGGCCGGCGACGAGAAGGAAAAGGUGAACGUUGUGUUGUACUUUGCCAGAUGGCACGGCACAAAGGCCGUCUCCUGGCCCUGGUCCCAGGUGGCGCCGAGGGCGUCGUAGACCUGGCUGACAAUGUUAUUGGGCAGGUAUGUCAGACUGGUGCCUGUGUCGAGAAGCACAGCAAGGGCCAUGUCGUUCUGGACGGUGGUAUCGUUGAGGGCAAAGCCCGUCAUGGUGAUGAGGAACUCCUUGUACUGGUUGCCGGCGGACUUUUGGACGGGCAGCGCAACGAGAGGCUCAUGGUACUGCGCCUUGUCGAUGCCGCCAAAGAGGAUCUUGCCCGUUGAUGCAGCCAGGUCGUUGAGCCAGAUGGAGUAUGCGUUGGACGCAAUGGUGCCCUGCGCGGCUAGCUUGGCCGGGAAGUUCUGGUACGACUUGCCGUCGCCCGUGGAGACGGAGGCUUCGUUGGCGGUGUAUCCGAUGCCUAGGAUGCCUUGGGCCGAUGUGCUUCUGUAGCCGAUGCCGAACUGUAAGUCUUUGAGCGUUGUCGAUCCAAAAGCGACGGUGUCGGUGGCGUAGUCGCCAAUGGCAAAGGUGCCGUCGCCGUAGGUGAUGUUGAAGUUGCUGCUGAGGUAGUUGUAUGUGGAUGACGAGUUGGGGCUGUAGACGCCGGCUGCUGAGCACAGCGAGUGCUGGAUCGUGCAUGUCCGUGAUGUCGGCGUGUUCACCCACAUGUCGGAGCUGCCGGUGUCGAUGGGGAGUCGGACCUGUUGUGGCGGCGUGCCGACGCUGACGUUGAAGAAGUAGAGGGUUUGCUGGUAAGCGGAUAUGUUAGCUUGGAUGUGAAGAUUAAAAAAAAGAAAGACAAAAAAUGAGGGCAGAUGCUGCAUACUUGAUUGCUAAUGGAUGCUUGGAUGGGUGACGAGCGUUUCUGUUGAAUGUGGCGGGUGGCAGCAUCACGCUCAAUGUCGAGGGCUAGCACGCGCGGCUGCGCUUGGGGGGCAGCAUUGGCCGCGUCCAAGAGGAGAGCGAGGCCCAGGACGAUGGCUGAAUGCAUCGUGAACGGGCUGUGGUGGUGAUGCUGGGCGUGUGUGGGCGAAGAGUGUAAGCGGCAGCAGCACGUAUAAGCAAGGCUGUGAGGUUGUAUGAGGGCGAUCCUCUUGUCGGGUUGUCGCUUCCAGUCGGAUUAAUAUAUACUCUCGCGUGUGUUUUUUAUCCUCAGACGGAUAGGGCGAAUUCUGUUGGAACGCCUUCCAGUGUCGUGUGUUUUUUUUUUGCCUUGGGUGGUGGCUCGACGGCGAUGCGUAAUGCCUUGACGUUGGCAGUGGUCUGCUGGUGGUGGUAGUGGUGGUGGUGGUGCUAUUGGUACACUCUAAUGAUCCGAACUAUCCGCAGUGUAUAAACGCCGAUGAAGAAACGACGAGGCCAAGUCGACAAUUAAAGAACAAAAAGGCAAAUAGCAGCAGUAUCAGUACUAGUAAUAGCUUACGCAGGUCCGGGA